This is a messenger RNA of Rhodamnia argentea, 1297 nucleotides long. RefSeq names its product staphylococcal-like nuclease CAN2. The record is from RefSeq and is a predicted model, not a curated record. Gene Ontology annotation, cellular component: cytoplasm. Bases 97 to 1104 code for a protein of 335 amino acids. The transcript has 9 exons. NCBI's taxonomy places the organism in Eukaryota, Viridiplantae, Streptophyta, Magnoliopsida, Myrtales, Myrtaceae. Gene Ontology annotation, molecular function: nuclease activity; nucleic acid binding.
UCUGCAAAAUUCACCUCUCUCCCUCUCUCUGAGCUUCUCCUUUCGUCCUUCUCCAUCGUCGCCAGUCUUCAAAUUGUCAGAGCUUGAAGGCCCCGGAUGGGAAACGCCCUCAGAUUCCUAUACGGCCAUUGUUGUAAGCCGUCCGCCGCCGGAGACUCCGACUCUCUUGGCCCUCACGGCGUCUCCGCCGCGACCGUCGGAGUCUCGGCUCUUGCCCAAGAUCUGUUCAACUUCGAAAUCACCUCCAAGGUUCCUGAGGGGCUAAGCAACCAUGUGGCUUCUUCAAGGAAAGCUCAAGCUAAUUGGUAUAGAAAGCUACUAGUAGCAUGGAGAGAAUCAAAUCCCCCUCCGAGAACACCUGAAGAAGCAUCAAGUCUAGUUGUCCAGACCCUGAAGAGACACCAGAAGGCUGAUGUUGAGGGUUUGUUGGCUUUCUAUGGCCUACCUCUUGCUCAUACCCUGGUUGAGACCACAGCCGAAGUUCCAGUGGUAUUACCUCAAGGAGUGGUGUUUGAGUUUCACACCCUUCCAGUGGAUGCAAGAGCUGUGGCAGAUGGUGACACCAUUACCGUGUACGUUAGCACUUCUGAUCCGAGAGAAUCGUGCUUGGUCCCACAAGACGUCCAGAUCGCGGCCAUCGAAAGAUCAGAAGCCCGUGGUCAGAGGGACUACACUCGUGCAGAUGCACUGCACAAAAGUAUUGUGGACGCAGGAUAUCGGGUAUUAAAUGUUCGGAAUGAGGAAGUCCUUGCUCGGAAGUACCGAAUUCGGCUCAGGGGGAUAGAUGCUCCAGAGGGUUUGAUGCCAUACGGCAAAGAGGCUAAGGACGAGCUUGUAAAGAUUGUUGAAGGUAAGUGUUUGAGAGUUCACGUGUAUGGAGAAGAUCGAUAUGGCCGGUGUGUUGGAGAUAUUUACUGCAACGGCAUCUUUGUACAGGAGUUGAUGCUAAAGAAAGGGAUGGCGUGGCAUUACACAGCCUACGACCAACGUGCAGAGUUUGCAAAGUGGGAGAAGAAUGCACGGGCAAAGCGCGUAGGCUUGUGGGCUUCUUCAAACCCUGAGGAGCCAUGGGAAUGGAGGAAGAAUAGACGAGAGGGGAGAUGAUGCUUACCAAAUCUGAUUCAACCUCUUGCCAUUCAUGGGAAAUUCAGCUGGCGAAGUGUUGAAGUACUGGGACUACAAUCUAUUCAAAGCUUUUCGGUUCAUAUAGAGAAGAAAAUGCUUUCUCAUCUGUUGUAUAUAUACGCUAAUUUGAACACUAGUGCAAAUUGUAGAACAGCCUAACCAAAUCGACAAA